AUGGGCUUCAACCUACUUGGAGAAUUCAUUCCGAUCGGUGGCCGCACUGCCAAGGGCCAGCAAUUGUACAAGGAGGCGCGAAGAUUGUAUGAUGGACAAGGCAUGGAUACAAAAACAAACAUGCGAAAAAUACAGAGUGUCAAUCAAAUACUUGCGAAAGAAGAUAAGGGUGACGCCUUCAAUUUUGGAGCCACUGAUUUCCUGAAUGCGAACAGUUGGAGUAAUGGGCACUGGAAAUAUUUCGGGGAAGCACAUUCGGCGCCAUUCACUGCUAUCGAUCUCUAUCAGUGAUGGCACCAAUAUAGGAGUUUCCUUUUCCUGCGCAGAUCAAACAUGCUACUCUUCUUGCGUCUCAAACGAAAGUUUGGGUGGUGCUAGUCUCGAACUUUUCUUCAUAAUCAAGCCGGCCGCUAGUUAAAUGUACUUUAGAAAUCACUCAUAAAUAGAAAAUAAAGAAAUUUUUAUGGCAUUACUAUGUGAUAGGCAGCAUCUUCAACGUACUUGAAAGUUCAAUUUAUAUAUUGACUCAUAAACUGCAGCAUGGCUUACGUGCUGCAAAGGUGAACAUGUAAGAAAAAACGAUAAAAAGUAAGGCAAAAAAUUCAGAUCCGGCAAAGGCAGGAAAAAAAUGAUGAUGUACUACGUAAGUAUAAAAAAAGUAUAAUAUCUGAUUCUAAACACCACUUACCCGUAGUUAUUGCUUCUGAUUAUGGAAAACAGAAGAAAUAAAAUCCGAUAGAUUUUUAUGCUGUACCUACACGUAAUCUUCGAUUAUCAUAAAAAUAGUUAAACUUUCACAAGGAUGACAGCCCGGCGAAUUUUGUGCUUUGAAAGUUACUGCCUUACGAAUUAUGUACAGCUACAGCCUCGGCAUUUCGUUUUUGAUUUCUUGUUGAAGGCACGCACAGGCCUCGGCCGCCUUCGACGAGAAGACCUCUAGGGUAGUCACGACAAUAGCGCGGCGCCUAGAUAAGCGGAUCCUCGAGCUCUUAGUUACUUCGCUGCUUUCAUAACCAACUCUAUUCACUUCAAUUUCAAGCUCACUCUUCUUCUUCCAUCCUCCUAUCCAAACGCCAGCACCUCAGUUCAUAGUUGCGGUACUGCUGCUGCUGCUGCUGCUGCUUGGGACGUGCUGAUGCUCGUCUAACACUACAUCUUAACCUCAAGAACUAUACAUAGGGUUAGUAGUACCUCCUGCCUAUUGUAGUGGUUGUUUCUUUUGGUCGAUGAAGAUGAACCGAUGUUGUGGUUUUAUUUGUCAUGUAUAUCACAGAUGACAAUUUGUGAUCGUUGGAACUGGAAACAAAGGAUUCAAGAUAUUUGUGUCCAAGCAGGGUGGGGCCGUGGCGCCACUCAUUGGCGCGUCGUG
This is a messenger RNA of Amoebophrya sp. A25, 1369 nucleotides long. The record is from the annotation of a GenBank genome assembly. Lineage: Eukaryota; Dinophyceae; Syndiniales; Amoebophryaceae.